Messenger RNA from Alosa sapidissima (American shad), 5367 nucleotides. It is a transcript of the gene cckar, whose product is annotated as cholecystokinin A receptor. Gene Ontology annotation, biological process: phospholipase C-activating G protein-coupled receptor signaling pathway. NCBI's taxonomy places the organism in Eukaryota, Metazoa, Chordata, Actinopteri, Clupeiformes, Clupeidae. The transcript has 5 exons. Gene Ontology annotation, cellular component: plasma membrane. Gene Ontology annotation, molecular function: cholecystokinin receptor activity; gastrin receptor activity. The record is from RefSeq and is a predicted model, not a curated record. The coding region runs from base 440 to 1894 and encodes 484 amino acids.
GUACCUCAGAAAAACCGUAGAUAGAUGGAAAGGCGGGAUUAGGGUUAGAAAAUCCGAACCACCCAUGCGCUCUCGUGCGCUCCUUCAGAAUCCUCUAGCCCUUCAGCCGUAAACAGCGCGCGCAGUUCAUCAACCGAGACCACAGGCAUGAAGUCGUAAUGGACGGUGUAUUUCAUACGCUUUGGACAUCAGCUUUAUUCUUUCAAUGAACUGUGGUGGACUUGGUUAUGGACACGCAUGCCGCUAAUUGGUUGCAAACUGCUUUUGAAUUCGUCGUUCGUUCUUUUAAUUUUUCUGAAGAUUUGAUUUAGGUGCAAGAAAAGUAGUGUUUACUACGGGAGGCAUAAUGCAGCAAGAUCAAUUAACAUACUAUCUACACUUGAAAUGAAAAUGCGCCUUAACAUAUUUGCGUAAUACGUGGAGAAAAUAAAGCAAGGCAAUGGAGACGUUUACCACCCAUGAUAUGCUCAUAAAUACCACCGAUAUUUAUAAAAUAUUAUGUGGACUUGGAAUUGGGAACGUCUCAGAAUGUGAACCUGACGCCCCUCCGGAACCAAAAGACAUGAACCAGGCCGUGCGGAUCGCUCUGUACAGCAUCAUCUUCCUCCUGAGCAUCUUUGGCAACAGCCUCAUCAUCGCCGUGCUGGUGAGGAACCGGCGGAUGCGCACCGUCACCAACCUCUUCCUCCUGUCGCUGGCCGCCAGUGACCUGAUGCUCUGCCUCUUCUGCAUGCCCUUCACCCUCAUCCCCAACCUCAUGAAGGACUUCGUCUUUGGCAGCGCCAUCUGCAAAGGGGCCAUGUACUUUAUGGGGAUCUCGGUGAGUGUGUCGACCUUUAACCUGGUAGCCAUCUCACUGGAGCGCUACAGCGCCAUCUGCAACCCACUCACCUCGCGCGCCUGGCAGACCAAGUCGCAUGCCGCCAAGGUGAUCAGCGCCACCUGGGUGCUGUCCCUCCUGCUCAUGCUGCCCUACCCCAUCUCCAGCACGCUGGUGCCCUUCACCCGCGUCAACAACAGCACUGGCAACAUGUGUCGCCUCAUGUGGCAUAGCGAUGCCAUCCAGCAGUCCUGGUAUGUGUUUCUGCUGCUGAUUCUCUUCCUGCUCCCGGGGAUAGUGAUGACAUUGGCCUACGGCCUGAUUUCUCUGGAGCUGUACAGAGGAAUCAAGUUUGAGAUGGACAACAGGAAGGCAAACAGGGAAAGGGAGAGCAGCACGGGGAGCCUGAAGCCUGCCGAUUUUGAUGGCUGCUACUUCCAGCCCUCCAAGAAGCGUCGCUCCGACGUGACCCACCACCAGUCGGCAGCGCUGGUGAUCUCAUCCAGCAGCAGUAGCAGCGCUGCUGCGGGCGGUGGGGGUGGGGGUGGUGGUGGCAGCGGCGGCGGGGGCAAGGCCAAGGUGAGCCGCGUGUGCAGCAGCAACCCCACGGCCAACCUGCUGGCCAAGAAGCGCGUCAUUCGCAUGCUCCUGGUCAUCGUGGUGCUCUUCUUCCUCUGUUGGAUGCCCGUGUUCACGGUCAACGCGUGGCGCGCCUUCGACCGCCGCUCGGCCGACCGCCUGCUCUCGGGCGCGCCAAUCUCGUUCAUCCACCUGCUGUCGUACACGUCCGCCUGCGUCAACCCCAUCAUCUACUGCUUCAUGAACAAACGCUUCCGCCAGGGAUUCCUCACUACCUUCAGUUGCGGCACGGGCCGAGGAGGAAGAGCAGGAGGAGGAGCGGCGAGCGAGCGCACCGGUAGCCGGCGUAGUGUCCUGACCAUGACGGGUGGUGUCGGAGGAGGAGGAGGCGGAGGUGGAGGAGGGACGAACGAUAAUGGCCACGCACAGUCGAGUGGCAGGGGCUCGCUGACGCGCUUCAGCUACACCAGCAUCCGAGGCUCUGCCCAGGCCUGAGCCUGUCCAAGUGCAGUCCACCUUUACAAACACCAGACCCCCACCAGAACCCCAUCCAACACCCCCCCCCCACACACACACACACACACACACACACGCACGAACGAACGAACGAACGAACACAAGAACGCACUUCCCUUAUCUCUCUUUUUUCCUUCACCCCCCUCCCCCAUCUCACCACCAUACACGCACACACGUACGCAUGUACACACGUCCGCACACGCGCACACAGAUGACACACACACACACACACACACAGCAGUCACCGUUAACAACUUACUGGGUGUUUCUCUGCUCUCUUGCCGGCUGGUGGUGGCAGUUCAGUCAUCCCUUCACCUCCACUUGACUCAUGUCCCUCCCUCAGAGGGGCCUGUCUCUCCCAGUCUCUUGUGGUUCUGGCUGUGCGCUUGACGUUUUCCUUACAGUGCGCUCAGCCUGGCUUUAAGGCCAUGACUCACAGACCACAGGGCCAAGACUCUGGAAGCCGAACACUAAUACGGCCUGACACGGACUCUGCUGUUGUAAAUACAGAACCCUAACAUACUACUUGGCCCCUGUGUUGCCAGACUUAAGGCAGGACAGAUAGUGGGCUUCUGGCCUUUUAGGGGGCAUGUGGGGAUGCUUAAAAGCACAGAUUCUUUUCAGCCGUAAGGGAAGCGCUAGUGAGUGUGGAUUCAAGUCCUGUCUCCCACCUCUCUUUGUUACUUGUGCAGCCAUAGUGCAGACCUACAGUCGUGUUCUCUCGUUAAAGCUCAGUGGCUCAGUCCUCCCCUGGCAGCAAACACAUACACACACACACACACACACUGAAUUCGAGCAUCUUGUACACUAUUGCUGCUGCUUCCAGACCCUCCUACUAGCUGCCCAACCAUCACUGCCGCACAGCCUGUGAAAGGUGCUUUACUGUCGGGCUCUGACACUGUCCAGACGUCCUCCUGAAAGUGCGGCGCUAGCGCCUCCAAAUCCUUUUAAGAUCUCCAGAGAGCGCUGAGGCGUCAGCAGUCAGCAGACACAUAGACAGACAGAUAGCUGUGCACGGCCACACCGAAUACUUGAGGCCAUGGCGCAACAAAUACUUUCCCAUCAUUAGAUUCCCUCAUAACACUUUCAAGCUAAGCUGCUAAUUACAUAACACAGGCAAGAAUAGUCAUCGGUGGACAUUGCCUUGCUUUCCUGCUGCAUAUUUGAGACAAAAAUUUGUGGCCAGUAUUAAGGGAACCUGACAAAAAUGUGUAAACAGGUUUUCAACAGAUCUCUACUCUACACUAUUGUUAAAGUAUAUGCCAUCACUUUUUGUUCAGGAAUGGCAGUCUAAGUGCAAAAAGUUGUAAGUGCUCUUCGGUAUAUGUUGAAGAUUCAUCAUGUUUGUGCAAGCUCAACCACUGAUGGAGGAGCUGGCAGGAAAUGGACCUUGGUCUGAUCUGACAGAAAAUGGACCUGGGUCUGGUCUGACAGGAAAUAAACCUGGCUCUGAACUAAAUGGGAUAAAGCUGGCAAAACCCAUUUCACUUUAAAACAGCUCCAUUUAGUUCUUUUACCAUACAAUAAUGGCUUCAAACUCAUGCCACACUGACUUACAAAAAAGGAGAAUGAAGUCUCUGACAUUGGUAAUGCACCCCCGAAACCCCUGGUAUUGCACCAUAGAUAUUAGAAAGCUAGAUACCGCAUUGUCCAUCGAGUUCUAUUAGGUGGCAUAUGUAAACGCGGCCGCCAUAUUGCUGGGGGCAAUACCUUUGCUGUCUAUGGGCAACACUUGCUGGCAAUCAGAGACACCUGUUUCUCCAUUGGCCUCCAGUGAUUACUGCCCCCACCAAGAUGGCGGCGCUAUUUAUGUACGUUUUGGAGCCCAAUGCCCAAUGGUAUUGCUCUAUGUAAAGUUGUUGUAGUGGGUAGGCGCAUGACCCUUUUUGACAGUUUUAGACGUUAGCAUUAUGGUGUAUCCAGUAUGUUGAAAGGAUGAGUGAAGUCAUCCACCUUAGUCACUAACUUGGCACCCAAGUUAGCACUGCGCAAAGAAAGAGAGCUUUUGGACAUGAAUCACCUUAGAUGCUGUCCAUGUCCCAUGUCUUCCUCUAGCACCCUCAUACAUUUUGAAGUGCUCCUUAACCUUUGUAACAUGAAUAAUUGUGGUUGCCAUUCUUUCAUCCCUCUAACCUCCUGAACACUCACAACUCUAGUAAAUCCCCAUCGAGUAAACCCUUAAGGAUAAACUUCAGGGUUCCGAGGAAGCAAGUGCAGUUAUUGGAAGAAGGCCUGUGUUCCAUAACUUUGUACUUUGCAUGCAGUCAGAUGCUGUAACUGUCGCCUGGUGUCCUUGACCUGUUCAUUGUUUUUCUCCUGUGAGUGUACCGGUUUGUAUACUUUGUGCAGUGAACUGGUGUUAUCUUCACAUGGGAAUCCAGCAUCUGUCACCAUAGACUUCAAAGAACUCUAAAUUCUUGCUGAAACUUGCUGUUCCCACCUGGCUUAGUUUGGUUUUUGCUCUGAGAGGGUCUGAAAGCAGCCUUUACCAUGUAGCAUUUAAAUCCAUGUCCUUGUUUGUUGUGAACAAAACUUAAUAGCAAAGAGAGAGCACUUUGCAUAAUUGUGUAAUUUGCUUUUGUUGUUUUAUAUUUGAUAAAAGAAUGUAAUAUCAAUUUAGUAUUAGGCCCACUGUCAUGUUACGGAUGCCUUGAAUGUGCAUUUUUUUUAAUAUAUUGUAAUGCUGUUAUAGUUGCUUAUGGUUCUACUGUAUAUAACUUCUAUUUUGCUUGUGAAGCUAAAUGUAAAAAUUGGUCAGCUUUAAAUGACAAAAAUCACUUGUUUUUAAAGUUCUGUUAUAUAGCAGUCUAUCAUCACAUUUGUGAAGUUGUGAAGUUUUAAUUAAUUUCCAUGUACAUAUUAUUUACCAAAAAGGAAUAACACAUUAGAAAUAAACAUGAACAGUGUCAUUCCGGUUUCACAUACCAAUGUUUUACAUAUGAAUGCAACAAACUUCAAAGACCAGAAUUGUGUUGUAGGCCAUAACAGUACGGUGUUUCUCUAUGUACAAAUAUGGCAAACACCUUCUUCAUAAAGGCUAAAGCAAAAGGAAUUCAUGUAAUUAAUUCCAUAUAAGGGUGUAACACAGUCAUACCACAACAUUAUUGUUUCAUUUCUGAGACAGUAUCAAAGGAAUCACAAAAUGAAAAGCUUCUGCACAUAAAAUAUCCCAUUUUCAUUGCACUUUCUUAUACUGUACCUCUCACUUUGUUGGUUACACACACACACACACACUUUCACAGCCCCUGUGCUGCGUGUUUGUAUUUCUCCUCUCUCAACUGUCAAGCGCGAUAAACUCUCAUGUGUAUCAGUGAGGAAAGCAGUCGGCUUGGAGAACACAGGGAUUAGACAAAGCUUUUAAGCACCUGGCUGGAUGCAUCAUUUAUACACACGCUGCGUUUCUCUCCGAAAAUAUUUGGUCGGGAUGAAUGGACCUCUGUGUACGUGUGUCU